Molecule: messenger RNA, 831 nt
Organism: Penicillium malachiteum
Lineage: Eukaryota; Fungi; Ascomycota; Eurotiomycetes; Eurotiales; Aspergillaceae
Product: glucose-induced degradation complex GID8
Exons: 4
Coding region: 1-831 (276 amino acids)
Biological process (GO): proteasome-mediated ubiquitin-dependent protein catabolic process
Cellular component (GO): cytoplasm; nucleus
Molecular function (GO): protein binding
Source: RefSeq, a predicted model, not a curated record
AUGUCUUCUGCUAAUCUCAUGUCUCGCACUCCCUCAACUACAACGCCUACAUGGCACCAGUUCGAGCGGAAGGUUGAUGAAGUCAAGCCAUCCAAAACUGACAUCAAUUACUUGGUUAUGGACUACUUGAUCACCAAUGGAUACCCUGCCGCCGCGAAUAAAUUUGCCGUUGAAGCGAAUAUUCAGCUCCGUGCAGAUGAGGCCAUUCGGGAGCGGGUAGAGAUCCGAACUGCCAUCAAUUCUGGAAACAUCCAGUUGGCCAUUGAGAAAAUCAAUGAGUUGAACCCUGAGAUCCUAGAUGGCGAUGCGUCUCUUCACUUUGCUCUCCUCCGUCUUCACUUGAUUGAAUUGAUCCGCCCCUGUAUUCCAAACCCCGAGGAAAAAGUUGGAGAAGUUACUGCUGCACUCGAAUUUGCCCAGUCGCAGUUGGCACCUCGCGCCACUACCAACCCACAGUUCCUCGAUGAUCUGGAGUGCACCCUUUCGCUCCUUCUGUUCCCCAGCGAGCAUAUCAUCCCCUCCCUAGCUGCCCUUCUGGAUCCCACUCUCCGUAAAGAUAUCGCCACCCGUGUGAACGAGGCCAUCUUAGAUGCUCAGCAUGCCCAAAAAGAGGCUCGAUUGCGUAACCUGGUCAAGCUUCGCGUUUAUGCCGAGGCAAAGGCAAGAGCUGUCGGAAAAGACAUCCCGGAUAAAUUGGACAUCGGCCUGAUCAGCGAUUCCCAAGAGGUCGGCAGCAAUAAUAACAGUAACGGCGCCAAUGGUCGUGUCUCCAAUGGUGCCAAUGACACCGUCAUGUCUAACAGCGGAGAUGCUGAAGGCACGGUUUUUUGA